ACUUCUCUCUCUCUCUCCACCGCCAUACCAUACUUCAUCUUCUUCCACUGUUCUCUCUCUAUAUUUCUCCUUUUUAAUUCCAACCCACUCCCCAGAAUUCAAUCUCCUCAACUGGGUCUCUCUCCGUUUUCGUUUUCAUGGCCGUUGCCCCCUCUGGCUUCUCGAUCCGAGAGUAUGCUUUGAAUAUGAGAGGCAGGGAUUUGGGGAGAUGCUGGCCGUUCCGUGAUAACGUGAAGAAAGAAGUUGCAGAAGCAAUCCUCCCACCAAUUUCAGUAACUAAAUUCCGGUGGUGGUCCCACGAGCUGGAGGCUCUAAAAUCAUCGAAUAUUUCUGAAACCGUAACCGCUGCCGCAGCAGCACAAAAGCAAGAAGAGGAGAAAGUAAUAAUUAUGGAGAAGAUUUGUCCGGUGUGUGGCGUUUUCGUGACAGCUACUGUCAACGCUAUGAACGCUCACAUUGAUAGCUGUUUAGCCCAAACAAUAACCAACCAAAAGCGAAAGAAUAAUAGUAAUGGAGCUGUUAAGCCCAAAUCCAGAACCCCGAAAAAGAGAUCAAUAGCGGAAAUCUUCGCAGUUGCUCCGCCUGUUGAAACGGUUGUAGAAGACGGGGGAGGGAUAAUUCGCCAGAAGCAGCAGCUCAAAGCGACGUCGUUGGCGAGGACUCUUGUAACGGCGAUGAAGACGAUCAAGGCCAAGAGGAAUAAGCAACACAAAUUAAAGGCGUCAGUUGUGAAGAACAAGGACUUUGGUCAUGAGCUGCUUCGCAAGAAGGGAGAGAGAAAUCAUAAGGAUGUUUCUGUCCGUUGUAAGAAACCAUGUUUUAAACGCUUGUCUAGACAAAAAAAGAAAAAACUUGUUAAAAAAUCCAACGUACCUGCCAAGCAACAGAGGCCAGUGCCUUCAAUCAGGAGCAUUCUGAAGCAAAGUGUAAAAGUAGUUUCUGAGACARAUCCUUCGGGCAACUUAAAAGGAAGUAAGCAAGUGAUCAACAAUGGCGGUAAGCAGUCCGAUAGGCGUGUUAGCUUCUUUGAUAAGGAUGAUGUUCUUGGUCCAAAGACUAGAGCCUUUUCAGAUACCUUUGAACAAAGUGUUGGCAAUCCAUUUCAAGACUCAGAAGGAAACACUAUGUCAGGUGAAAGUAAUAAAGGAGUUGCKUCAAUGGAGGAUGUUGGCUUAAACGACGACAUCGUUAGCUUUAGCACUCGACACGGAGUUGAUAGUCAACGCAUUAAAGGAAAGAUUCAGUUGCCUAAUAUCCAUGAUCAAGUCAAUGCUCAAAUUAGUUCAAUGAGACCUCAUCCUUGUUGGGGCAAUAUGAAGCAUUUAGUCGAAGAACCGAUAUCUGCGAAUCGGGUUGUUCCUCAUGAAAGUAAUUCGCAUUUGUUUGAUCAUGUCUAUAUAGAUGCACCUCAGAGACCUCCAGUACAUUCUGCCAUUCCUGCUCUGUUAGCUGCACAAGAUGAAAGGCAAUAUGGCCAAGUAAGAACUCAAYGUGGUUCUAAUUUCCCCGGAGCGCAUACUUUCAAUGGAAAAUCAGUUGAUCAUUUGGUCAAUCCUAUCAAUGGAGUAGCUAACUUAGGUUCAAUGACAAGCACAGUGCCCACUUUUACUUUAACUGAAAAUGGGGUUGGCAGAUUAUUUAAUUUGGCAGAAUCUUCUGCUAAAGACAAUAGAGGCCCCUUUCCGAAUUUAGAGCAAAGAGCGGUUGCCUACAAAGAGAAGGGCAUGAAUGAUGGAUUUUUCUGCCUGCCAUUGAACUCAAAAGGUGAACUGAUACAGCUCAAUUCAGGUUUGGUUAAUAGGUAUGAUCAAAUGAAUGAAGCCAGAAACAAUAUGGCCUGUUCUAGCAGGAUACCGGUAUGCGGUCUUGUCCAGCCAAGAAGCACCCGGGACUAUUUCAUAGAUAAUGAAAAGGUUCUCAUUGACACAGAACUUACAGAAAACCAGUUGACUUUAUUUCCAUUGCAUAGUAUGCAAGAAAAUCGAAACCAAUAUUUGUCAGCUAGAUUUGAUGUGACUGAGCCUGGAACUUCAGGAGAAACCGAUAUUAGGCUGCUAAAUUCAGAAAGGGGAACUGAUUCUGGUAGUCUUUUACAUUCAAACUUGAUGGAUGCCCCAUUUAACAGAUGCAGGUAUUAUGGAAAAUUGCAUAACCAAAAUGUAAGUACAGAGAUUUAUCCUGAAAAUUCAAGUACCAUGUCGGCAAAUCCUGCUCGACAAACAAUGCGGUUGAUGGGCAAAGAUGUAGCUGUUGGUGGCAAUGGGAAAGAAGUUCAAGAACCUGAGGGAAUAAACUUUUGGAAGAACUCAUCCUUAAUUGAGAAUUGUCUGACCAAUUCUAUCCAAGAGAAUCCCAUGAGAAAAAGAAACUUUCUGCAGGAUAGAGUGUUGCAUUAUCCAUCAAAAGGAGAAACCUUAUUUUAUCCUGCAGGCUUUCAUAGCGGUCAGGUCGCACAAAGCAAUUUAUUGCCAAAUGCUCCACAAGUUCGGUAUCCCCAUCCACGCCUCAAUCGAAAAAAUGGUGUAAUGUAUCAAAGAUCYGACUCUGUUAUCAACUUAAACGAAAGGUUCAGCAACAUAUAUGCCUUUUUUCCAUCCUCUACGGAAGCGUUUAAUAUGGCGCCAAACUUUCAAGCACCCUUUAUAUCUGGUCCCAGAACACUAAGGUUUGGUCCACAGCCACCAGCAUUUUCUACUUCUCAACACAUGUGCUCAAAUAGAUACGAACAUUCUUUUGAACUUGGCUACAACCAGAAUCCACAUCCAGCAAAAUUAGGAACCUUUAACUUCCCUUUCUUGCAGCCAGAUGAUGAAAAUCACGUCCCUCCCUCUUGGUUACAACAGGACGAGGCACCGACCGCAACUUCUAAACUUGCUGACAUAAAUGGAUGCUAUUAUCCAUUCAUUUCUUCGGGUCCAGAUGUUCUUACUAGUCCUUCUAUGCGUACCCGGCCCGAAGCUGCCUUUCCUUGCAGUACAAUGCCAUCUCACCGACAGGUGAAGAACAUACCUGGCUCAACAUCUAUUUUUCAGCCAAUUCCUGUGACUCCUAGAUUUGAAGUUCCAUAUAUUGUCAAGGCAGGCCAUGAAAGUAGAAUUAGUUGUUUUGAAGACAGAUUGAAGUUCAAAACUUUGAGUGUCAAGGACACUGAUCUUUUAAGUAAAAAGCAACCUGUGGGUGAGCUCAUUGACUCGAGGAAGCGUCAAAAGUUAUUGAGUUUAGAAACUAACAAUUCCGGCGUCGUGGCAGAGUGGACACCAGGAAAAUUCAAUGAUGAACAACGAUCUAACCCAGGGAGCGCGAAAAUCCAUGGUAACUGGGAUAAAGCUGUUAACCCAACAGRAAAUCUCCCAAAUGUGACUGAAACUGAUGGAGUACUGCUGAUUUCUCCCACCAAUGAAUCUCCUAAAGUUGAAUCUAUGGCAAGAUCAGGCCCCGUCAAGUUAACAGCAGGGGCAAAGCACAUCUUGAAACCAAGUCAGAGUAUGGAUCUAGAUAAUACUAAGCCUACUUAUUCAACCAUUCCUUCUUCUGGUUUAGUUCAUAGUGUUAGCUUGGGAGGAUCUCAGAAGAAGUCAACUAAAGUAUACAGUUUUUAAAAAGAUGCAACAAUCUUCUCAUCUUUGUAACCACUGACAUGAGAGAGUUAGUGUAAUUUUGAGACGACCCGUCAUUUCGCCGAGACAAUGCUGGUUUUGAUACUUGGAAGCAUGUUUACGAAUUGUAACUAAUCACAUCACUGGAAUAUAGAUUGUGCCAUGAGUUUUGGUCUUGUUUUUUAUUGUAAGUUUUAGAUCAAAUCUCUCCACAAGGUCUCUUAUGUGACAAAAUUACACAAAAUGCUUAGAUUCACUGUUUUAAAAACGCCUUGUUUUCAUAACUGUCCCCCUGGUUCCUGUAAUGAAUGAGUGAGAAAAACAGUUUAUUUUCUUGAGAGCUAAGUUAAUUUAGCU
Momordica charantia (bitter melon) is the source of this 3953-nucleotide messenger RNA. RefSeq lists its product as uncharacterized. Gene Ontology annotation, molecular function: DNA binding. NCBI's taxonomy places the organism in Eukaryota, Viridiplantae, Streptophyta, Magnoliopsida, Cucurbitales, Cucurbitaceae. The record is from RefSeq and is a predicted model, not a curated record. Gene Ontology annotation, biological process: DNA repair.